Alternaria hordeiaustralica is the source of this 1020-nucleotide messenger RNA. RefSeq lists its product as uncharacterized. Lineage: Eukaryota; Fungi; Ascomycota; Dothideomycetes; Pleosporales; Pleosporaceae. The transcript has a single exon. The record is from RefSeq and is a predicted model, not a curated record. The coding region runs from base 1 to 1020 and encodes 339 amino acids.
AUGGCGCCGACUCCCUUGACCAAGCAGAUGGAGCAAGCUACCAAGAAGGAUACAAAAGCAGCCGCUCCAUCUCCCAAUGGUAAGGCCAACCUCCUUGCUUCUGCUUUCGUGACCGCUCCUGGUCCCAAGAAAGCCAUGCAAGCGACCGAGAACAAGAUGGGCGACGCGGCCAAGAUCUACGAGCUCUCCCAUGCCGACCGCAAGGUCCUGGCUACAGGACCAAAAGUGCAAAUCGUCGACAGCGAGGGCAAGCUAGUGGCCGAGAUGCCCAUCGCUCUCUUCCGCGCGAUCUCCAUCAAGAAGGAGAUGGUAGCUGGCCCCAAUCCAGUGAUCAAGCUGCCAGCAGAACUUGACGUCCGUAUGGUCCAGGACCUGAUCAAGCACUUCAACGAGAUCACCACCUUCAAGAAGUACGCGAAAGAACUGCACCCGUACCCAGCCCCGGGAACAUGGGAAGACAUUCAGCUAUGCAGCGCCGCAGACUUCCUCGGUAUGAUGGCGUACACCCAGCGCAUUUUCAACCGUUACUGGGCCCUCAUCCGCGCGGAGCGUCUACCAGAGUACUCGGACAUCGACGCCUUCUCCACUGUCCAGACACCGAUCGGCGAGAACCUCUUCCGCAAAACCGUAACCAAGCUCGCGCAGCUCGACCUCGAAGGCAAGAUCCCCGACCCAGAGGACUACGCGGCCUAUCUUGUGCACAACGAGCGGUUUGGUCUAGCUGUCACCGAAGCAAAGGAGAAGAUGCAGAAGCAUCAAGACUACGUUGAGCGCACGGCCAAGCGGGAGGCGAACGCGAAACAGAAGACCGAUGCCGAUCAGAUGUGGUCGCAGCAGCGGAAGCUGAAUGAGAAGGAGAAGGCGGAUAAGGACAAGGCGAAGUGGGAGGCGGCGAGGAAGACGGAGGCGGAGCUGGCUGCUCGUGUCCAGGCAAAAUGGGUGCAGCCGGGGAAGAAGCAUUGGACUGCGGAGGAGGCGGGGUAUCUGCGCCGUGUUCGUGGGAUUAACGUGGCUAUUUAG